Messenger RNA from Trichosurus vulpecula (common brushtail), 801 nucleotides. Its product is annotated as carbonic anhydrase 2-like. Bases 1 to 801 code for a protein of 266 amino acids. The transcript has a single exon. Gene Ontology annotation, molecular function: carbonate dehydratase activity; zinc ion binding. The record is from RefSeq and is a predicted model, not a curated record. NCBI's taxonomy places the organism in Eukaryota, Metazoa, Chordata, Mammalia, Diprotodontia, Phalangeridae. Gene Ontology annotation, cellular component: cytoplasm.
AUGUCCCAACAUCACUGGGAAUAUGACCCAGACAUGAACAGGCCAGAAUUCUGGUAUAAGACUUUUCCUAUUGCCUGUGGAAAACAACAAUCUCCUCUGGAAAUUCAGUACUGUAAAAUGCAGUAUGACAGUGCUCUGAAACCUUUGAAGUUAUGCUAUGACCCUUCUACUGCUAAGAGGAUCAUUAGCAAUGGUCAAGCUUUCAUUGUUGAGUUUGAUGAUUCCACUGAUAGAGCAGUGCUAUGUGGAGGACCCCUGAUUGGGAACUACAGGUUCCUACAAUUUCAUUUUCACUGGGGCUCCUCUGGGAUCCAGGGCUCUGAGCACAUUUUGGAUGGAAAGCAAUAUGCAGCUGAGCUUCACUUGAUUCAUUGGAAUACGAAGUAUGAGAGUUUCAAGGUUGCUGUGACCAAGGAUGAUGGACUGGCUGUUGUUGGGAUCUUUUUAGAGAUGGGAACUGUUAAACCAGGACUUCAAAAAGUCAUUAAUGUUCUGAGUAAAAUUCAAACAAAGGUUGAAGAGUCAGUCUUCACUGACUUUGACCUGACUUGUCUCCUCCCUGAGUGUUUGGAAUUUUACACUUAUCAGGGCUCACUGACCACUCCUCCUCUUUUGGAAUGUGUGACCUGGAUUGUCUUACCAGAGCCCAUCUCUGUGAGUCCUAAACAGAUGGUAAAAUUCUACAACCUUUACUUCACUUCUGCUGGUGAAAGUCCUUCAAAACAUAUGGUAUGCAACUGGUGCCCUGUUCAGCCCCUCCAUGGCAGAACAAUUAGAAGACCUUUCAAUUGUGAUGUCUGA